ACCUACCAGAACCCUUGCCGUCUUGCGUGAUGUAUCUCGGGGUUACCUUAUAUGGAAGCUGGGGAGCUCUAGGAGCUAUCGCUGAAGCUUUCUGACCUCUGCUCUGUUAUCCCAGCAACAGUAAAGAUGCAUGUCUACAACCGAGGGAUACCGCAGUCAUGCACCCGAGUUACACACAUCAGCUUUUCUUUCCACGAACCAUGUUUCCCAUUCAAAGAACCCCAUUCCGCUGUGUGGCUUUUCAGAUACGGCAUAGUGCACUUAGGGACUCAUGGCGGGUUCUUGGCAUCAGAUGUAACCGUUUCUCGCAGGAUGAUACACAGUUGGCAGAGGUACAGACACAGUGGGUGAACAGGGUGUUUGAGAGCCUCCUUUUUCUCAUCCUCGCCCAGCGUCGGUUUGCUCAUGUGUCUUCACUACUUCUUCUCUUUCUCUCUUCUGACACUGCAGCAAACGGAAGGGGAAGUGACGCCCCCGUAGCGGUGUGCCAAAGCCACCAUGUACGAGAAGACCGAUUAUGGAUUACUGCGUCAAGCCCUCUUACCUCACCUUCGAAAAGGCUGGAAAAUUGCCAAGGUUCUCAAUCACCUACCAAGACUUUUUGGUUGCCGGACAACCGACUUGGGACCGCAGGAUUGGGCUGUUGGGUUGAAUACUCAACCAGAGCCGCAUCUUUCACAGAGAAAGUGGGUAGCAGGUUGAAUACCUAUCAUGACGCCUUUGCCGGUGCUCGAAACUCUCGGAGCAUCUGGAAGUGCAUACCUCCAAUUUGGCCUCUGAUAAUCACCAAGUCUGCUGUUUCUACUCAGGGAGUGCAAGUCAUCGGAUUAUUCCUGGAACACUUCGGGAGGUUGAUAAGUCACAACUUGGACAGAUAAAACAGUCCAUUGCCUAUCAGCGCCUGUGCCGCAUGUCUCAACGCUAUGUGGAGAGUGUCUUGCAAGUUGCAAGGCUCACAUCGUCUCAUC
Molecule: messenger RNA, 968 nt
Organism: Neurospora tetraspora
Lineage: Eukaryota; Fungi; Ascomycota; Sordariomycetes; Sordariales; Sordariaceae
Exons: 2
Coding region: 159-878 (239 amino acids)
Source: RefSeq, a predicted model, not a curated record